AUGGUGGACAAAUGUGUGGCUCUAAAAGUCAUCUUGAUGUGGUCCUGGGACCACCAUGACAUCGAGUUCUACUGCAUGUCAUAUGAUGUCGGCGUCGAGAAGCCGGAUACGCUCAUGUUCGAGGCUGCCGAGCUCAUGCUGGCGCAGGCCAUUACUAUCCAGGAGGGGAAAAGCCCGACUGAGGUUAAGGUGGAUAUUGAGACAUGGAGGAGGGUGUAUGUCGGUGAUGAAUACAAGAAGGAUAUUGUUGGGGCUACAAAUACGGGCUGGAAUUUUGUGCUGCUUGAUUCUGGGGAGCAGUCUCCGGAUAUCCCUCGACUUGACGGCGUGUUUAAGGAAAAUGCUGUUGUUAGAGUGUAG
Molecule: messenger RNA, 360 nt
Organism: Fusarium vanettenii 77-13-4
Lineage: Eukaryota; Fungi; Ascomycota; Sordariomycetes; Hypocreales; Nectriaceae
Exons: 2
Coding region: 1-360 (119 amino acids)
Source: RefSeq, a predicted model, not a curated record